UUUCCUUCGAUUCUUUUCUUUUUACAGAAUUCACGUUUCUCUGUCUUCUUUGCUCUGCCUAACAAAUUUUUGCUUUCAUGGCUAAUUUCACUUCCUCUCCUUCGCCUUCUAUUGCUGCUGCUUGUUCGUUGUUCGAGAAGCCGAUCGCAUUAACGACGGCUUCAUCUUCGUCGUUGCCGCCGCCGUCUUCUUUUGGUGGAGCACUUGACGACGGUGUCGAAGACGGCUGCUGUAUCUGUCUCGAGCCUUUCACUGUUCAUGACCCCACCAGUGUUACCAGUUGCAGACAUGAAUAUCAUCUUCAAUGCAUUCUUGAAUGGUCACAAAGAAGCAAAGAGUGUCCAAUAUGUUGGCAGUCAUUUGUCCUAAAGGACCCUGCCAGUCAACAGCUUCUAGAUGCUGUCAGAAUUGAAAGGAACUACAGGUCAAGGAACACAUCAGUCAUGCCCACAGAUUUGCAUCACUUCCACGACAGCUUUGGUGUUGAGGAGGAUGCGUUUCAUUCAGAUGACUCGGACUUUGAUGAACACAUUUUGCAGCAUCUAGCAUUUGCUGCGAGCAGAGUUCGUUAUGUUCGCAGAAGGGAAAGACAAAGAUCUUCUGGACUUGGCCCUUCGCAAGUGUUUUUUUCUACCUCUCCUGAAAACAUGCCAGGCACGCUGCAUCUAUAUCCAAAUUCACCUGAUGAAAGCCAAACCUUGAGUCAUGGGUUACCCCAGUGUGAUUCACGUGCUUCGGGCAUACCAUUAGUUAUUACUAGCCCUCGGUCACCCGUGACUCCAUCUGUUAACAGGGUAUCUAGUGCUGCUUCCAGUGGAGAUGAAGCUAUCAAAUUGAGUCAACCACCAGUAGGUACUCCAAGUAGACCAAGCUCAGCUGAAUCAGUCUCUUUCUCCGAGUCUAUAAAAUCUAAAUGGUCCAAUGCUUCAGCCAGAUAUAAGGAAUCAAUUUCUAAAGGUACCAGAGGUCUGAAAGAGAAGCUUCUUGCCCGUAAUAACUCUGUUAAGGAGGUCAGCAAGGGAGUGCAGCGUGAGAUGAGUGCCGGGGUUGCAAAAAUGAUUGAGCGACUAGAUAUUUCUUCGAAAAGACCUGGAGCCUCCAAGCCUGCUUCUGGUGGCACAGGCUGCACCUUAAACUUUUUAUUUAAGGGAAAGGACGUGGAAGAAAAUGUUAUUGCUCAGAGUCUUGCUAAUAACCACGUAGAAUUUGCUCGUGGUUUAAAAUCCGAAGCACCAUCUCAUCUCUCUAGUAUCACGCCUGACAAACUAGAAGCUUCUCUCCACCAGAGUGAUCAAUGAUGCAUUUGGCACAAGGCAUUGGCUGAUUGGUGGUGGCAAUAACUUUUUUCGUCAUGAUGGAUAUUAUCUAAUGCAAGUGGCGUAAAGUGAGGACACUGAUUUAGCGGGUUGUCUCGCGUCCUGCAUUGCUUAUUUCUUUAUACAUGUGCCAAGAGUCUCAACUUUAGUUGUCAAAAUCACUCCUAGGAAAAGUGUUUAUUUUUCUCUCCUAUUCGGUAUGCUGUUUGUAUAUUUGAUCACUCACAACACAAGUUUGACAUUCAGCUUUCAUUUGGGCCUUUUGAUCUAAAUGUGAAAAA
Hibiscus syriacus is the source of this 1597-nucleotide messenger RNA. RefSeq names its product E3 ubiquitin-protein ligase RHF1A-like. The record is from RefSeq and is a predicted model, not a curated record. Gene Ontology annotation, molecular function: ubiquitin-protein transferase activity. NCBI's taxonomy places the organism in Eukaryota, Viridiplantae, Streptophyta, Magnoliopsida, Malvales, Malvaceae. The transcript is spliced from 8 exons. The coding region runs from base 78 to 1298 and encodes 406 amino acids.